AUGGAUGUAGUAGCCACAACAGGUAGCUUAUUUGCAUUGACUUUAUUGGCGAGGACAACAGAUGGAUCGGCUGGCGAUAGGCAUCAGAUAUUUUUGAAAUGCGUGGAAUCGUGUGUUGUUAGAUAUGGUUGUCCGCAGAAAAACGAUGAGAGUGGUUGGAUCUUUGGUGAGUGUUUCAGGUGCCGUUACAAUUGUAUAUGGAAAACUGUAAAACAUUUCAGUGAUGUUUUACGCCUUCCUGUACCACAGUUUCAUGGUAAAUGGCCGUUCUUAGCUGUUUGGCUACCAUUAAUUGUAUCUGUUCCAAUUCAGGAAUUUGCUUCCGUUAUAUUUUCAAUACUGAAUUUACUCACGACUUUAUCUAUGUAUCGAACAGUUAAACGUCUGCGCAGUUCUAAUCGUCUAAAAAUCGUUUGGACUACUUAUUCAAUAAUUGGAAUUUUAAUGUGGACAUGUUCAGCCGUUUUCCAUUGGGCCAACUUUUGGUUAACUGAAUAUUUGGACUACUUCGCUGCAUGUGCAUUUAUUGUGUUCGCACUUUUUGCUAGCAUUUCGUUCACCAUUAAAUCACUUCAAAAUUGUCACCGAGGAAGAAUUUUGUGGUCCUUUUUGUUCAUCACCUUUCUAUACCUAUACAUAAACCAUAUAUACAGUCUUAUGAUAUACUUCGACUACGGUUACAAUAUGAAAAUGUGCAUUGUAUGUUCGUUCCUUACAGCUAUGAAUUAUUAUGUAUGGCUGGCACAGCAAUGGAAAAUAAGGGAUCGUUCAAGCCGGCAAUCGUUAAGAUAUUUAAUUGUCGUGGUCACGUGGGGCCUAUUAUCAGUUCUAUUGGAGAUCUUGGAUUUUGUUCCCAUAUAUUGGAUUAUUGAUUCGCAUGCGUUAUUUCAUUUAGCUACAGUACCAUUGCCAUUGCUAAUGACCCGUUUUAUACAACUGGAAAAUGCUUACGAAAUGCAGAAACAGAUGGAAAAUAUUAAACAAACUUGA
This is a messenger RNA of Cercopithifilaria johnstoni, 990 nucleotides long. The record is from the annotation of a GenBank genome assembly. NCBI's taxonomy places the organism in Eukaryota, Metazoa, Nematoda, Chromadorea, Rhabditida, Onchocercidae.